AUGCCAUCGCAAUCAAAUGAAGUUGAGGCUGCAAGCCAGGAGCCGGCCUCACCAAAUGACAUUUCAACAGAUACCGAGCCUCUGUUUCUCACUCCAUACAUUGAUAACUGUUCUUACUACGAAGCAAGAGAGAAGAGCAAAAUACAGUAUUCUCAGCAGUUUGGAGUCACUGCUUACUCUGGUUACAUCACUGUGAACGAAACUGCUAAAAGCAAUCUCUUCUUUCUUCUGACUGAAGUAGAGGGCAACUCAUCUUCUGCACCACUCUUACUAUGGACUCAAGGAGGCCCGGGUUUGUCAGCACUAUUUGGUCUGUUUCUCGAGAACGGUCCCUUGGAUUUUAUUGGUCUGUACUCAAACGGAACACCAGAAAUACACCGGAGAAUUAAUACCUUACAAAAGAACAUGAGCGUCCUCUACCUGGAUCUCCCGGUGGGGGCUGGCUUCAGCUUCACAGAAGACCAACUAAACGGGUACCCAACGAAACUCGAGGACAUAGUGGUACACGUCAAGGAAUUUUUGAGGCAAUUUAUGCAAGUAUUCUCUGAAUAUGAAAAUCGGGACUUCUAUCUUGCCGGAGAGUCAUACGGAGCAAGAUAUUCCGUCGCUGUUGCUUACUAUUGGUAUCUGAUGAACUUGACGGAGUCAAAACUAAACCUCAAGGGGGUAAUUGGAGGCAAUGGAUUCCUCGGCCCAGUAUUUGAUGUAGCCGACUCCAGCGACUUCCUCUACGAAAUGUCGAUGCUUGACUUGGAAGGGAGAACAACAUUUAAAACACAGUUUCAGACGAUAAAAUCUCUGGCAGUAUCUCAAAAUGCGACCCUUCAAAUGUUCGCACUGAAGAUGCUUUUCGACACUAUAUUUACAAACGAUAAGUCGCCUACGCUGUUUCAGAAUCUCACCUUAUAUGGUGAUCACGCUAGCCCCAUGUACACCCAAAGGCCAGUUCGAAUGUUAUACUGCUUUGUAUUUUUAAAUGAUAGCGCCACCAAAGUAGUGAUACAUGCUGGGGCGAACACCACUUUUCAAAUCAACAAUGAAAUUAUGCUACGCAGCUUUGCUAGCGACUGGUUGAGAGAUAUUAGCAGCUUCAACGAACAUGUGCUAAACCAGUCUAGAGUUCUGUUUUACACCGGACAAAUGGACGCCCUUUUUCCAUCGGUAAAUCAACGAGAUUACUACCGAAGGUUGAACUGGACGUCUGCACAUGUCUACAGAAAUGCCACUCGUUACGCUUGGAAGCCGCACAACUACUACUACGGCUUUGCUGGCUAUGUUGUGACAGUGCGUGACUUCACAGAAGCUGUUAUAUUAGGCAUGAGUCACUACGGUGCCGCAGAGAAACCUGAUGAAGCGUACUACUUGAUAACUGAAUUUAUUGCCAACUCAUCGAAACCUGAAAGUGUUCCAGCAACAGAUUCAAACAGCAUCAAAUAGGAGACAGCAAAAUAGCCAGAGGGCAAUGUGAUCCAGAUGUUGCCCGGCAUCACACAGAAUCAAUGAGUAUUGUGGUUCAAUAAAAUUUUGCUGAAGUCUUUUCUUAGU
Messenger RNA from Dermacentor silvarum, 1545 nucleotides. RefSeq names its product venom serine carboxypeptidase-like. The transcript has 5 exons. The record is from RefSeq and is a predicted model, not a curated record. The coding region runs from base 1 to 1437 and encodes 478 amino acids. Gene Ontology annotation, molecular function: serine-type carboxypeptidase activity. Gene Ontology annotation, biological process: proteolysis. Lineage: Eukaryota; Metazoa; Arthropoda; Arachnida; Ixodida; Ixodidae.